Triticum turgidum subsp. durum (durum wheat) is the source of this 1002-nucleotide messenger RNA. The record is from the annotation of a GenBank genome assembly. NCBI's taxonomy places the organism in Eukaryota, Viridiplantae, Streptophyta, Magnoliopsida, Poales, Poaceae.
AUGUAUGGAUCGGUUCUGGGCCUCAAGGUGAACCCCGUUUGCAGACAUUUCACGGUCUCUAGAUCUUCAGCUUUAAGACCUUCUGCCAUGAUACUUACUUGUGAUCGGAUCUCAAGGCUAUUCCAUCGUUCUUUCGAAUUCAGUAUGAGAACAGUAGGCAGAUAUUUGGAACGAGCAACUGCGGAGGGCGGGUGGCACGGCCCUGUCUGUCCUCUGUCGGCCAUGAUGCGUCCAUUGAAUAAUGCAGGGUUAAUUCAGACGAGCAGGGACAAAACUGCGCAGUUUUUAAAAGCUUUCCGGAUCGGAUCGACGCCACGGUGGCACACGGUGCCAGCCAAGGCCCCACGCGGCCUCAUCACCCACUUCCAUUUUAUACCAUCCACUCCCCCCAGCAAUCUCACACAUCCCCACACGAACGAUCAAACUCGGAUCCGUCCGCCAGCCAUGGCUCGGCUCGCCGCCCUCCUCCUCGCCUUCGCCGUCGCCGUCUCCGCCACCACGCUGGCCCACGGCCGCGACCUCCCGACCCAGAUCAAGCUGACCAAGGGCGGCGGCGCGGUGGGCGGCGACAGCCAGGAGUGCGUGUACACGGUGUACGUGCGGACGGGGUCGAUCUGGAAGGCCGGGACGGACGCCAACAUCACGCUGGAGCUCUACACGGCGGGCAACGCCGACGGCGUGGCCAUCUCGGACCUGCCGUCGUGGGGCGGGCUCAUGUGGGGGAGCCACUCCUACUUCGAGCGCGGCAACCUGGACAUCUUCAGCGGGCGCGGGCCGUGCAUGGCCACCGCGCCCUGCCGGAUGAGGGUCUCCUCCGACGGCACCGGCGCGCACCACGGCUGGUACUGCAACUACGUGGAGGUCACCGUCACCGGCCCACACCGCGGCUGCGCGCAGCAGCUCUUCACCGUCGAGCAGUGGCUCGCCACCGACGCCGCGCCCUACAAGCUCGAGGCCGUCGUCGACCGCUGCCCCGCCGAUGGCGCCGCCGCCUCGGAGUAA